ACUCGCCGCUGCUGGGAGCGUUGUCCGGUGGAGGGGUGCAAGAGGUUUACUCCCCCGGCCUGCUCGUGCCCCUGGCCGCCCCGGACUUCAGCAUGCCGUACAACGUCAUGUGCCUCUCCUCCACCCUGCUGGCCGUGUACUUUGGCGUCGUUCUUAACCUGCUCACCAGACGACCCAGGGAGACGGGGGAGGGUGACGGUGGUGGAAGCAAGCAUGGGGCGGGGACCGGCGGCAGUAGUAGCGGAAGCGGAGGCGGCAGCGAUGGUGUUGGUUCCCGCCGCAUUAGGCGUCGCAAGGCAAUGCAAGCAGUGGUGGUGGUGGUGGUGUUUACGGGGCUGGCGGUUUACCUGGAUGCGGAAUUGAGGGAGAGUAUUGAGGGGGUGCUGGAGGGCCUGGGGCUGCAUGUACGGCAGCAGGCGGCGGCGGCGGAUUGCGGAGCGCAGGCUUGCUUUGAGGGGCAUCGAGCUCCCGGCCAUUGAGGCCGUUGAGAUUACGCGUGCUGUAAUGGCUGUUGGAUUGGUUCCGGUGGUGGCAGUGUGCAGGUGACGUACUGAAAUGUGCCUGGGAGUCGUCGGCGUGACGCUCACCACGGGGUUAGCAUUGCAGCCGCGCAUCGUCCCGGGCUUCAGCGGGAAGUCGAUCAUGGAGUCCUCACGUCCUACCCGGCACCCUGGGCGCCCCUAGGUGCCCACACGUCGCAUGCUGCUGCUUGUGUGCCCUGCCACGCGUGCUGCGGCGUGCUCCUAGCUCCUAGGGGGCCACCGUGAUCGCACAGACGGGCUGCUGGGCUGCCGACACGACUCCUGACUUCGGCUCCUAGAGACAUGUAACAAGCAAUACAAGGGGG
Molecule: messenger RNA, 847 nt
Organism: Astrephomene gubernaculifera
Lineage: Eukaryota; Viridiplantae; Chlorophyta; Chlorophyceae; Chlamydomonadales; Astrephomenaceae
Source: the annotation of a GenBank genome assembly